AUGGCAGGCGAGUCGUGGCUGGACAUUCCAGCAGAGUCGGGCUUCUCGCUAGACAACAUCCCCUUUGGCAUCAUCAGCCAUGCCGGCAGCAAACAACCCCAUGCGGCUGUGGCUAUUGGCAGCCAUGUCCUCGACUUGAAGCUCUUUUCUGACGGUGGAGGCUUCUCUGGCCUGCCUGAGGCGGCACCCAAAAUCCUGCAGAGCUUUUCUGAGACGACACUCAACUUCGCCGAGCUGGGGCGUCCUCUGCACAACAAGGUGCGAGAGUACCUCGGCCUCGUCCUCGCCCUUGACACGCCCUUCGCCCGACUUUUGAGGGACAACGCCUCCCUUCGCAGUGCCAGCCUUGUUCCCCUGUCGCAUGUCGAGACACACUUGCCGCUGAAAGUCGGCGAUUACACCGACUUCUAUGUCGGCAAAAACCACGCCUACAAUGUUGGCGUCCUUUUCCGCGGCUCUGACAACGCGCUGCAGCCCAAUUACUCACACCUGCCGGUCGGCUACCACGGAAGGGCUUCCUCGAUUAUUGUCUCGGGAACCCCCUUGCGGCGGCCCUGGGGUCAGAUUCUUGAUGCCAGCAAAGCACCCAUCCACCAACCCAGCAGGCGUCUCGACAUCGAGCUCGAGCUGGGCGCUUUUGUCUGCAGGAGCAACGCACUCGGCUCACCUGUGCCCAUCACCGAAGCCGAGAAGUACAUAUUCGGCUACGUGCUGCUGAAUGACUGGUCUGCUCGCGACAUCCAGGCCUGGGAGUACGUCCCGCUCGGCCCGUUUAAUGCCAAGAACUUUGCCAGCACCAUCAGCGCCUGGGUCGUGCUGGCUGAUGCGUUGGAGCCGUUCCGGACUGAGGGCAUCAAGAACGACCACAAAGUGCUUCCCUAUCUUCAAAAUCCGACUACGCGCGGCGUUUUUGAUAUCAACCUGGAGGUCAGCCUGAACACCGAGACAUCCAGUGAGCCAUCGGUUCUCACACGCUCCAAUGGAAAGUAUCUGCUCUGGUCCUUCCCACAGAUGGUCGUACACCACACGGCUGGAGGUUGUCCUCUGAACCCGGGUGACCUCAUCGGUUCGGGCACAAUCAGCGGGCCAGACAGCGGUACGCAGGGCAGCCUUCUCGAAAUCACCAGUGGGGGCUCCAAGCCCGUCAUUCUCUCGGGAGGCGAGAGCCGCACGUUUCUUGCCGACGGCGAUGAGGUCGUGUUUCGGGGAUGGUGUGAACGCCCUGGUAUCGGCAGGGUUGGCUUCGGAGAGUGCAGAGGCCGUAUUUUAGCGCCUUGGCCGUCUGGCUACAGCGUGUAG
This is a messenger RNA of Grosmannia clavigera kw1407, 1299 nucleotides long. RefSeq names its product fumarylacetoacetate hydrolase family protein. Lineage: Eukaryota; Fungi; Ascomycota; Sordariomycetes; Ophiostomatales; Ophiostomataceae. The coding region runs from base 1 to 1299 and encodes 432 amino acids. Gene Ontology annotation, biological process: L-phenylalanine catabolic process; L-tyrosine catabolic process; homogentisate catabolic process. Gene Ontology annotation, molecular function: fumarylacetoacetase activity. The record is from RefSeq and is a predicted model, not a curated record. The transcript has 2 exons.